Molecule: messenger RNA, 825 nt
Organism: Cryptococcus amylolentus CBS 6039
Lineage: Eukaryota; Fungi; Basidiomycota; Tremellomycetes; Tremellales; Cryptococcaceae
Exons: 4
Coding region: 1-600 (199 amino acids)
Source: RefSeq, a predicted model, not a curated record
AUGUUGGAAGCGGGGCUUUUGCAGGAACAUGAAGAAGAAAUUACCGAGACUGACUUAAACUUUGACUUUUCUAUCGGAUCGGAAGAUCUUGCCUUUGAUGAUUUUAAGGAUGAUGCAGAGGAAGUGACAGAGACUGGCGAGUCGCUGGAAGAAGAGGAAGCACUGCAUUUCCUCGUUCAUCAGCCGAAGAGGAUAAUCGCGGGGCAGAUGAAAAGCAAAAAGCGCGUAGUAGGUCAGCGGCAUAUCGCGCUAGAGUUCGAACAACGUAAGAAAAUGUUGAUGGACGAGAUCGACCGACGCACUGAGGCAUGCUCAUCGACAAAGACCAAACGUCUGAGUAUGAAGGAUCUGAAGCAUCAAAAACAAAAGUUGGACAAAUACGACGCGGAGAUGGAGGCACAAUUCACAGCAAGCUUACUGUCAGGGGCAACGUCAUCUUUGCCGGGAACAGAUGCUACCGAACCAGAGGAGGCUACAUCUGAAAACAAAUCCAAGCCCUGGCGUAUAACAAGGAGACUGUGUACGUGUUGCCAGAACACUCACCAUCUUCCCAACUGGAGACCAGGAAUCAAGGCGCAGACGGGCACUCGACCUAUAUAAUGCUAAUCGGCGUGCAAGGACUUCCACAAGUCAACACGAGAAAGACUUGUUGAUGGCCGAGAUCAACGAGCGCACUUUUGGAUUACGAAAGGCCUCAGGAUAUACGAACAUCGAGGAACUGAAAGCGCAGUUGGUUCGGCUGGAUGAUAGAGACAAGGAGAUGGUGGAGAGUGUGAGGGCAAAACUGAUUAGUGAAGGAAGGCUAUGAAUGUUACUCGUACUGUG